Cygnus atratus (black swan) is the source of this 2589-nucleotide messenger RNA. It is a transcript of the gene ANGPTL4, whose product is annotated as angiopoietin like 4. The transcript is spliced from 7 exons. Gene Ontology annotation, molecular function: enzyme inhibitor activity. Gene Ontology annotation, biological process: triglyceride homeostasis. The coding region runs from base 10 to 1476 and encodes 488 amino acids. Lineage: Eukaryota; Metazoa; Chordata; Aves; Anseriformes; Anatidae. The record is from RefSeq and is a predicted model, not a curated record.
GGACCGGCCAUGCAGCUCACGGGGGCAGCGCUGGUGCUGUGCGCCGCGGCGGCGGCGGGCAUGGCGGUGGCACCGGCACCGGCACCUGGACCGGCACCGGCACCGGUACCGGCACCGGGACGAGCCGGGAGCGAGCGGCGGGCGGCGGCGGGCGGCAAGGAGCGGCGGGCGCAGUUCGCCUCCUGGGACGAGGUGAACGUGAUCGCCCACGGGCUGCUGCAGCUCGGCCACGGCCUGAAGGAGCAUGUGGACAGGACCAAGGGGCAGAUGCGGGAGCUCGGCAGCCGCCUGAGCGCCCACAACAGCUCCAUGGGGCGGCUGCUGCGCCAAGCCCGGGAGACGCAGGAGCAGGGCGAGCUGCUGCGGGCCAGCGUGCGGGAGCUGGAGGGCCGCGGGCGGCAGCUCUUCAACCUCUCCGAGGCGCUGCGGCAGCGCCUGGAGGAGGUGGCGGCCGACAAAGCCGAGAUCCAGGGCCGGCUGGAGCAGCUGGAGAGCCGCGUCCGGCAGGCGCUGCAGGCGCGGCCGGCCGAGAACCAGAGCGCCAAGGACCUGGGAGCGCUGCAGACCCUGAUGGAUGCCCAGAACUCCCGAAUCGAGGAGCUCUUGCAGAAGAUCAAGCAGCAGCAGUACAAGCUGGACAAGCAGAAUCUGCAGAUUAAAAGCCUGCAGAGCAAGGUCAACCUACUGAUCCCCUUACACCUGAAGGACAACAAAACGCAGUCUCCGAAGUGGAAGAUAAACCUGAAGAAAAGCCUCAGCCACACCAACCAAAGCCAGAACGCGAGCGUGGAGUCUGUGCUGACGCAGAAGCUCCCAGAGGACUGCCAGCAGCUCUUCCUGGCCGGGCAGCAAAGCAGCGGCAUCUUCCAGGUGCAGCCCUCGGGGUCUCAGCCCUUCAAAGUCUACUGCGACAUGACUGCAGAAGGUGGCUGGACAGUGAUCCAGAGGCGUACAGAUGGCUCUGUAGACUUUGACCAGCUUUGGGAUGCCUACAAGAAUGGCUUUGGAGACCUUCGUGGUGACUUCUGGCUGGGUCUGGAGAAGAUCCAUCACCUUGUCCAGGAGGGAAGGUACAACCUCCUGAUCGAGCUGGAGGACUGGGAGGGAAAUUCCCAGGCAGUUCAGUUUGAGUUCAGCCUUGGUGGAGAGAGCACAGCCUACACUCUCAACCUGCUGGGACCUCUGUCUGGAGAACUGGAAAACGCCAUUGGGGACUUCAGGCAGCUACCCUUCUCCACUCGGGAUCGUGACCACGACCUCAAAGCUGACACAAACUGUGCCAAGCACCUCUCAGGUGGCUGGUGGUUCAGCACCUGUGGCCAUGCCAACCUCAACGGGAAGUAUUUCCGCUCCAUCCCUCGCCAGAGGCACGAGCGCAAGCAGGGCAUCUUCUGGAAGACAUGGAAAGGCAGGUACUACCCUCUGAAGUCCACCAGCAUGAAAAUCCAACCCACAGCACUGGAAGCAGAGCCCUGAAGCUGGCAUUUCAGACUUGAUCUUCUCCAUGGAGCACAGAUGUGAGCUCCAUCACUUGGUGUUUACAGAAAAUCCACCCACCCUCCCCAGGAAGCCCCCAAGGACCGUUUCUCUUCGCUAGCAGCCCUUUAGCGGGCAGGGGCUGUGGCACGGCGCAGCUCCUCACUGCAAGUAGAACAGCUCCGUGUCGCCGAAGCCCCUGGAUGGGAGCUCCCAAAGCAGGAGGAGAGCUGCCGGCAGGGAGGUCAACCUCCAGAGCAUGCCCGGGGGUCUUCCAGUCUGCCUCGUGCUGCUGCAGUGGGUUCAAGUCAUCUGGUGCUUUCUGUCCUGCCUCAACACUUCCAUGCUGGUUUUGAUGAGCUGGGGUAAAAGGGAGCCACAGGAAGGGUUUUGCUACCCUGCCCCAAGCCGUUGGGUACUGAGCCUUGCCACAUCCCACCUCUCACCGUUGUUCCCAAACCAGUUGUACGCACCCCCUGUGAGUUUCCCCCUAUUUCCCCCCUGGCCCCGUGGGGCAGGAGCCUCUGACAGCUUGAUCUUGCUUCUGCCAUGCAGCCCUGCUCCCGUGACUUCAACCCGCUGGGAAUACGGGUGUCACUGGGAGGAUGCAGGGCUCCUUUUGGAGAAGGGGACUUUGGGCUCCCUCGCCUCCCCUGGCCCCAAAGCUUUGAAGUCACCGCGAUUUCUGGCUGUGCUGGCAUUUGCUGGGAGCUGCAGAAAACACUCACAGCUCCAGGAAAGGAGCUCUUGCCUUUGGGAUGGGUGUCAGGAGAGAGGGGCGAAACAGGUCCCCAAAAACUGUUACGGGCCACGCUGCCGUCUUGGGACUUCCCAAGCAUCCUGCCCUAUUGAAGUCAUAUUGACUACUGUGCUAGAGCUCCUAGCUGCUAAAUAUUGUACAUAGUCAUUUGUAGGAUGUUGGAUCUUUUUGAUGAAUUUCCUGUUUUAAUUUUGUUUCUGUAUUUAAAUGCAGUGUUAAAAACAAUGUGGUGUAAUUUAUAAAUGUUGGCGCUGGAAAACAACAACUGUAGUUUGUGUAUUUUAAACUUUUUUUUUUGUACUAAAAUAUCUUUUCUGAAGAUGUCUUUUAAUAAAAACAAGCCUGUAACUGUC